Messenger RNA from Astyanax mexicanus (Mexican tetra), 2618 nucleotides. RefSeq lists its product as uncharacterized. The record is from RefSeq and is a predicted model, not a curated record. The coding region runs from base 53 to 1564 and encodes 503 amino acids. Gene Ontology annotation, molecular function: DNA binding. Lineage: Eukaryota; Metazoa; Chordata; Actinopteri; Characiformes; Acestrorhamphidae. The transcript is spliced from 4 exons. Gene Ontology annotation, biological process: DNA integration; DNA recombination.
GCUAAAUAAAGGUGGGCUGUCAGCCAAAAACCAACAGUAUGUGCGAGAGAAGAUGCGAGAAAUGGGACGGCUCAUGUGCAGUGCCAGGAGAGUCACCAGCUUGAAAAAAAUGGAAGAUCUGAUAAAUCCACAAACCUACAUGGAGACUGUUGAAGCUGUUAGAAUCACAUGUGGGUUCAACAAUGAAACAAACAAGUUCUCUGUUCCAUCACUAGCAAACAAGCUUGGAAAUGUCCUAGUUAAAGUAAGCAAACUCUUAAAAGCUCAGGGUUUAAUCACAGAUAACAAGGAGCUUGUGAAGAAUGCCAGUGAGUUUCAAGAAGUUCAUCGGGAGAAGUGGAAUGAGAUGAUUUCAUCUGCAGCCUUAAGGAACAUCAGGGAAGCAAAGUGGAAUGUGCCCACCCUAAUGCCCUUUACCGAAGAUGUCCAAAAACUGCAUGCAUAUCUUAGUCAAGUGCAAGAUGAGUGGUACAAUUCACUCACAGAAAGUCCAUGUACAAAGGCCUGGAUGGAACUGGCAAAAGUGUGUCUGACCCAGAUCAUUCUUUUUAACCGACGCAGGGAAGGAGAGGUGGCAAGCAUGCCGUUAUCAGCAUAUUUAUCUAGAGACACUACCGAUCCACACGAGGAUGUGGACUGGGCGCUCUCUGAAGUGGAAAAAAAACUCUGCAGACACUUCUCUAGGAUCAUCAUCAGAGGAAAACGUGGUCGCCCAGUUCCAAUUCUGUUGACUCCAAAAAUGAUGUCUGCUUUAGAACUCCUUGUUAAACAAAGAGAGGCUUGUGGAGUUCUAAAAGAUAACAGUUACAUGUUUGCAAGACCGGAAGCGGCAACACAUUUCAGAGGUUCAGACUGCAUUCGUGGCUUCGCGAAGGCAUGUGGUGCGAAGUGUCCAGAGUCACUGACCUCAACCAGGCUGAGAAAGCAUGCUGCAACCCUUUCAACGGUGCUAAACAUGACAGACACAGAGAUGGACCAACUAGCCAACUUCCUGGGACAUGACAUAAGAAUCCAUCGUGAGUUCUAUCGACUCCCAGAAAAGACCCUGCAACUUGCCAAGAUCAGCAAAGUUCUUGUGGCUCUCGAGAAAGGACGAUUAGCUGAGUUUCAGGGCAAGAAUUUGGAUGAAAUUGGCAUAGAUCCUGAUGAAAAGGUUCAGGCCAGUGAUGAGGAAGAUGGAAGCAUACAGGAGGAAAUCUGCUCAUCCACUCCUGAUGAACUAUUGGCAGAAGAGACACUUCCUCCUGCAGAGAGGGAAGAAAUGCCUCCACCACCACCACCCUCCAAGAGGUACAAACCAUCAUCAGAAGUCAGUACUAAAAAUCCUUCAUCCAAAGGUAAACCUUUGCAAAAGAAGACUCCAUGGCAGCAGACAGAGGUGCAGGCAGUGGAAAAGCACAUGAAGCGCUUCAUUACAUCUUGCAUUGUUCCUGGAAAAGCUGACUGCGAAAAGUGCAUAAGAGCUGAACCAGAAGCCCUUAAAAACAGGGAAUGGCAGAAUGUAAAAUUUUAUGUCCAUAAUCGCAUUAUGUCACACAAGAGGAAAUUCCAGAAAAAAAUGUAAAGACUUUCAGGUAGGACCAUUUUUGUUCCUGUUCAUGCUUCAGCAAAAUAUACCACAUUGGUGGUUGUUCUAUUGUAUGUAUAUGUUUUAUAUAUAUACAGUGUUAAUUGAUGUUAAUUUGAGUUCAGCUUUACAUAACUCAUAACAACUACAUUGAGUUGUGAUAGUGAAAGUGCUUAAACCUGUUGCUGGGUGAUUGACUGUGGAUAAAAAUAUAAAAACAAAUGCUUGUAUCUGGAAAAAAAAAGAAAAUAAAAGCUCUAACAGUGGGAACUUAAAGUGUUUGAAGGUUGGAUUGACUAUAUGAGUUUGCAAAUAUAUGGAAAAUUCCACUAUUCUUUGAACUUUUAUGCAAAUGGAAACAAAUGUUUUUUGAUUUACCCAAUUAUGUGUUUUACCUAACUGUAUCAUAGUGAUGGUACAAACACUGUAACAAGAAAUAUAAAGUUGUCUCAUAUUCAUGUAAAAUCCUGUAAUAUUACUCUACUCCCUCAGUCCAGGGCACUUAUCAGCUGUAGAUGGAGGCUAGGAGUAAAAAAAUACCAAUUCCCACUUUUAAUAACCAAUUAGAAUUUUAUUUAAUCAUAUUUAUUUCUCUAUCUUUGAAUCUGGUUGUGUUGUAUUAUUGCUGGACACAUGCUAAAUCUCUAUACAUCAUUUAUGAACAUUUAAGCUAAGCUAAAAUUCAACAUGUUUUUGUUUAUUUCAGGAUCUUAUAAUUUGCUGUAGAUUAAACCUGAUUUAGAUUUAUUUGUAAUGCAUUUAUUGUUUUUGCAAGGUCCCCACUAAACACACUGGAAUUUGUGUGAAUUAUUUAAAUAAUAUGCAGAUAAUAUUAAAAUUAUGUCCCCAUUAUUAAUGUUAACUUGAUUUUCUAAGGUCCCCAUUUAGCAUGGUCAUGACAUCUUACUUGCUCAAAUUGGAUAUUUGAAGUCGUGUAUAAGCUUACAAAAAAUCGGUAAGUAUGGAUUAUUAUUUUUGUACCUCUAGUACCUUUAGAAAGGGUCGUCCCCACAGGUGACGUUCAUAACAUUGGUCCCCAUCCAGCAUGGAA